Messenger RNA from Trametes versicolor FP-101664 SS1, 1524 nucleotides. RefSeq lists its product as uncharacterized. The record is from RefSeq and is a predicted model, not a curated record. Lineage: Eukaryota; Fungi; Basidiomycota; Agaricomycetes; Polyporales; Polyporaceae. The transcript has 2 exons. The coding region runs from base 1 to 1524 and encodes 507 amino acids.
AUGUCCGUCCACCCCGCCCUGCUUAUAGAAGACAUUCUAGACGAAAUAUUCUACUAUUGCGACUUCAUUGGCCAUCAUGGCAUGUUAGAGAAUGCGACUUUGGCAAGCUUGGCACUGGUCUGCACGACGUUCCACGAGCCCGCCAUUCGUGUCUUGUGGCGAGAGCUCCGUGCAUUGACUCCCUUGUUCAGGCUGAUUCCGUCCUGCCACCUCCAGGAUCACGAUAACCAUGCAAAUGAUUCGCAGGGCGAGGUCGUAUCGUACGAUGAGAACAACCUCUCGGAUUUCUCAUUGCACGAAUGGAGCCGACUGCGAAAGUACACUGGCUACGUUCGGCUCCUCUACACUAUGGACUACGAGGAAAUGAAGUACCUCAAGCUCACCAACUGGCCGAUGAUACGGCGUCUGUCAGGAGGCGAACCUCUUCUCCCCAACGUUCGGGUGAUAUUCUGGCAGGUAGACGAGUCCAUCGUAGACGGUCUGCUUGCCUUUCUGUCCCCUUCAAUCGACCACCUGUACAUCCGCUGCGUGCACGAGCAACCUUUGACAGCAAAGCACGAGUUGGAGUGGGCGGCUCGUAUCAAGAUAUGGAUCGACGCAAUGACACGGAUCACGCCUCGUCGAGAAUUCACAGUGCUUUCAUUCGACGUGGCUCAACUCCCCCCGUCUCUUUUCGCGAUUCCGCUCUCUCUUGCCGCGCCAAAUCUCCCCCGUGCUUUGCAACGGGUGAAGCUGGAAACCGAUAUGUUCCCGAUUGACCUUCCCAGCUUGACUGCCUUGGCGAGCAUAUCCAAUGUGCAUUCUCUCCAGCUCUGCGAGCCCAACCUGAGUUGGAGUAUUUGGUCGCGCCCCCCUCAGGCUCCCGGCGGGCUCCCCGGAAAUGUAGACUUUCCCUACCUGCAGGACCUCCCUAUACAUAAUCACCCCGUAGAAGGUCCUAUAACCAGUGUGAUAUCCUCCGCCAGCCUGCGCUUCCUACACAUAGAGACAUGGGAAUACCAAGACAACGCCACUCUCUGCCGGACUAGCAGGGCGCUCGCGAAGGCCUUCCCCUCGCUGGACUCGAUUGGAUUCGUCGAUCCUCGGUGCCGCACCAAUCCCCCUCCUGAGCCGCUCGCACUCCUCGACCUGCUCAGCCCAUUCUUCGGCCAUCGCGUGCAGGACGUAUCCUUCGCCUCCGACACAGUCGCUUUCGCCGUCGGCGACGACGACCUCGUCGCCCUCUCCCGGGCGUGGCCGAUGUUGACCCAGCUGGCGAUCGAGAUGGCGGGCCGGGCGGCGCCCUCGUCUGAUUACACCGUCGGCCUGCGUGGACUUCUGUCCCUCGCGACCCAUUGCGCCAGCCUGAAGAGCCUCCGGUUCGGGCGUAUCGUAGUUCUGCCGGAGGACGUCGCGCAACUGCCGCCAGAGCCUCCGAACAGCGACCUGCGCUUCUUGUGGGUGAAGGAGAGGCUGUCGCCCGAUGACCAGCGUCUCAUAUCCGACAGGAUAUUCCCCACAUGUGUACAUAAGGUACUGCCGUAA